ACAGAGUCCAUGCCUAAUGAAAAACAAGUCAUAACUGUUGGAGUUUUAGCUCUUCAAGGUUCGUAUCACGAACAUAUUGCUCACCUCACCUCACUAUUCCAGGAGUUGUCCGAUGAUGAGCGAUAUUGUUCUAAAUUUGAGUUCAGGUCCAGAGAGGUGAAAAAAGUAGAAGAUUUACAUACUCUAGAUGGGCUUAUUUUGCCGGGCGGGGAGAGUACUACAAUGUCUAUUCUACUACAACGUAAUGGGCUGUUAGAAACAUUAAAGAAGGUGAUUCAAGUAGAAAAAUUACCAUGCUGGGGUUCAUGCGCUGGUUUGAUUCUUCUGUGUAAUGAAAUUACAAACACCAGCGUAGAUAUGAGUGGUAGAAACGUUGAGAAAUCUAUGAAAUACAGGUCAAUUGGUGGUUUAGACGUCCGAGUUGAUAGAAAUUCCUUUGGUCGCCAGCUUGAUUCGUUUUCUGAAAACUUCAUUCUCGAAGAUUUUGAUGGUGAAUUACAUAAUGCCAAAUUUACAUGUGUUUUCAUACGGGCCCCUAUCAUCAGGGAGGUUCUCUCACCAAAAACUUGCUACCUCAAAGAGGAUCCUCAUUCUGAUUUCGAAAACAAGAUCGUGCGGCUAGGCUUGAACGAAAAAAAUUCUAUGAUUGUGGCUGUUAAGCAGGGCAAUUUGCUCGGAACAUCCUUUCAUCCCGAACUGGUUAGCGGUGAUUACAGAAUGCAUAAAUGGUUCAUAGAUAGGUUCAUA
Molecule: messenger RNA, 747 nt
Organism: Pichia membranifaciens NRRL Y-2026
Lineage: Eukaryota; Fungi; Ascomycota; Pichiomycetes; Pichiales; Pichiaceae
Exons: 2
Biological process (GO): pyridoxine metabolic process; pyridoxal 5'-phosphate biosynthetic process
Cellular component (GO): glutaminase complex; cytosol
Molecular function (GO): glutaminase activity
Source: RefSeq, a predicted model, not a curated record